CUGUUCAACAGCCCAUGAAAACAGGAGAGGAGAGAGAAUCGAGAGAAGUCAUCAGCUUCACCUGAACAAAAAAGAAGCACAAGCAAAUCCACAUGGGGCAGGGAGAGGCUUCAGCGCGAGGGACAACCAUGGAGGGGGACUGUCUCAGCUGCAUCAAGUACCUCAUGUUUGUCUUCAAUUUCCUCAUCUUUCUGGGGGGCUCUUUCCUCCUGGGAGUGGGAGUGUGGGUGCUGGUGGAUCCCACAGGGUUCAGGGAAAUUGUAGCAGCCAACCCCCUGCUAUUCACUGGUGUCUACAUUAUCCUGGGCAUGGGAGGCAUGCUCUUCCUUCUGGGCUUCCUGGGCUGCUGUGGAGCCAUCCGCGAAAACAAGUGUCUGCUCCUCUUUUUCUUCAUGCUCAUCCUACUCAUCUUCUUAGCCGAGCUGGCUGCUGCCAUCCUGGCCUUCAUAUUUCGGGAGCAUCUGACCAGAGAGUACUUCACCAAGGAGCUGAAGAGACAUUAUCAGGGCUACAACAACACUGACGUCUUCACCUCCACAUGGAAUGCCAUCAUGACUACAUUUGAAUGCUGUGGGGUGAACAGCCCAGAGGAUUUUAAGGACAGCCUGUUCAGGCUAAUCAACCAAAAUCAUAUGGUGCCAGAAGCCUGCUGCCAGCAUGCCAGUCAGACCAGGGAGUUGGCCUAUAUCACCCAGGAGCAGUGCUUAUCAGGCAGUAUGAUGUUCCGCAAUAACAAGGGCUGUUACUCUGCAGUAGUUGACUACUUUGAACUGUACAUCUAUGUGGCUGGAGCGCUGGCCAUCGUGGUUCUGACCAUUGAGCUCUUUGCCAUGGUCUUUGCAAUGUGUCUCUUCAGGGGAAUCCAGUAGAGCGGCUCUAUCUGUGAACUUCUUUUUCAAAAAAGGGAAUUAAGGAGAAAAGAACAAAAAGGACACUUGUAAAUUUGUUGAUCUCUUUUUCUAUUGGCUAAUUGGUAGAGAAAACAAACUCCUGUACUUCACAGCUGGACUUUUGAGGUACUGGGUGGCAAAAAAACACAUACAUAUGCAUUAACACAUACACAUAAACCACUGAUAAAGUGGGAGAUCAGAGACAAAACUGAUGUAAAACGAUUUGUGUGUAAAGUGGAAACAGUCAUUUUUUUGGACCAGGUCUAGCACAGACUGGGAGUAAAGUGGACCAGGCAUGAGGACCAGGUGAAGCCUGAGCAGAAGGCACUGCACUGACUUUUGGAUGAAGAAUAUUUAUAUUAAGUAAAGUUGGCUUAACUGUUAAAAAUGUUUUGAUGUACACUUUGCUGUUAACCCUGUUCCCUUUCAUAUUGUAUACUGUAACACACUCCCUCCCCUAUAUGCCUUUUUACAGCCAUUCUUCUUUAAUGCUGUUAUAUAAGCUUUGUGUGUGUGUGUGCGUGUGUGUGCGUGCGUGCGUGCGUGCGUGCGUGUACAUACUGGAUGCUCUUUUUGAAU
Micropterus dolomieu (smallmouth bass) is the source of this 1469-nucleotide messenger RNA. Its product is annotated as tetraspanin-18-like. Bases 93 to 869 code for a protein of 258 amino acids. Lineage: Eukaryota; Metazoa; Chordata; Actinopteri; Centrarchiformes; Centrarchidae. The transcript has 8 exons. The record is from RefSeq and is a predicted model, not a curated record. Gene Ontology annotation, cellular component: membrane.